Vidua chalybeata is the source of this 1090-nucleotide messenger RNA. Its product is annotated as cyclin-dependent kinase 4 inhibitor B-like. Gene Ontology annotation, cellular component: nucleus. The record is from RefSeq and is a predicted model, not a curated record. NCBI's taxonomy places the organism in Eukaryota, Metazoa, Chordata, Aves, Passeriformes, Viduidae. Gene Ontology annotation, molecular function: protein kinase binding; cyclin-dependent protein serine/threonine kinase inhibitor activity. Bases 1 to 405 code for a protein of 134 amino acids. Gene Ontology annotation, biological process: negative regulation of cell population proliferation; regulation of cyclin-dependent protein serine/threonine kinase activity. The transcript is spliced from 2 exons.
AUGGCGAGGCGGGCGGGAGGCGCAGUGGCGGAUGAGCUGGCCAACGCCGCCGCCCGUGGGGACCUGCAGCGCCUCAGGGAGCUGCUGGACGGAGCGGCCGACCCCAACGCCGCCAACUCCUACGGCAGGACCCCCAUCCAGGUGAUGAUGCUGGGCAGCCCGCGGGUGGCCGAGCUGCUGCUGCGACACGGAGCCGACCCCAACCGCCCCGACCCGCGCACCGGCUGCCUCCCGGCGCACGAUGCGGCCCGCUCCGGCUUUCUGGAGACGCUAGCGGCGCUGCACCGGGCCGGGGCGCGCCUCGACCUCCCCGACGGCCGCGGCCGCCUGCCCCUCGACGUGGAGGCGGGGGGCCCGCACGGAGCGGUGGAGCGGUACCUGCGCGACCCUCCGCCCUGUGCCUAACCUCACCCCGGACCAUUCCCUCCCCAUACUUAUUGCCCGCUCCCAAGUCGGGAGACACCAAGUGGAACAGUACUCAUGCGAUGUUGUGAAUAACCCCGGAUGGCGUUUCCCUGCUGCAUGCACGAAGGACAAUAUUUUUUGCUCAUGACCGUAUAUUAUCCUACACUGGAAAUGCUAUGGCCCUCUGCAGGCCCCCUUUUUCACACAAGAGUCCAAAUACUGAAGAGAAAUAUGAAGUAGGAAGUAUGAAAUAUGAAAUAAGAAAAUACUAAAUGUGAAAAUAUUAAAUAGCAAAUAUUGAAUAUUAAAUAUGAAGGAAAAUCCCUGUACAGAGAUAUGGUACUAUAAACCCUCCCUCUGCUUUGAUGGGGCCGCGUCUGGAUUUUGUGCUCCCCAGUGGCUCCCCACUCACACUUCCUAGUCCUCCAUCUGAAGAAGAUGGGAGAUGUUUCAGGGUCUCCCUGUCCCAACGGCUCCCUGUUUGAUUUUGGUUAAAGCAAUCUGAAGGGGUGCUGAAGCCAAUCUGCCUUUCUCUGGCAAAACCCGCUGGACAGCAGGAUCAGUGCUUCCUGGUGUGAUUGCAGCUUUGGUAAAUACCUUAUUAAAAUCACGUAGGAUGCUGUGCAUGUCUGUACAUGUAUUCCCAGCACAUCCGUAGCUUUCCUUGUGUAGGCUGCAACUAAAA